Molecule: messenger RNA, 1594 nt
Organism: Dipodomys ordii (Ord's kangaroo rat)
Lineage: Eukaryota; Metazoa; Chordata; Mammalia; Rodentia; Heteromyidae
Gene: Cd247
Product: CD247 molecule
Exons: 8
Coding region: 10-642 (210 amino acids)
Biological process (GO): cell surface receptor signaling pathway
Cellular component (GO): membrane
Molecular function (GO): transmembrane signaling receptor activity
Source: RefSeq, a predicted model, not a curated record
CAAAGGCCCAUGGUCCUCCACUUCCUGGAGAGGCAGCAUCAGAACAAAGCCAGCAGAGACUCCUUCACAGCCUCCUUUCUUCUCCAUUGUCCUAUCCAUAGUUGUCUUGGCUUCGGCAUCUUGGCACAGUCCUGGGAGAAGGACAAGAUGAAGUGGAAGAUACUUGUUCUGGUGGCCAUAAUGCAGACACAGUUCUCCAGUACAGAGGCACAGAGCUUUGGCUUGCUGGAUCCCAAACUCUGCUACCUGCUAGAUGGAAUCCUCUUCAUCUAUGGUGUCAUCAUCACUGCCCUGUUCCUGAGAGCAAAGUUCAGCCCCAGUGCAGAGGCUGCCACCUACCAGCCAGGCCAGAACCAGCUCUAUAAUGAGCUCAAUCUAGGACGAAGGGAGGAAUAUGACAUUUUGGACAAGAGGCGGGCCCUGGAUCCUGAGAUUGGAGGAAAGCAGCAGAGAAGAAGGAAUCCCCAGGAAGGCUUGUAUAAUGCAUUGCAGAAAGAUAAGAUGGCAGAGUCCUACAGUGAGAUUGGGAUGAAAGGCGAGCGGCGGAGAGGCAAGGGACAAGAUGGCCUAUAUCAGGGGCUCAGCACUGCCACCAAGGACACCUAUGAUGCUCUCCACAUGCAGACCUUGCCCCCUCGCUAACAGCCAAGGGACUUCAUACUGAGAGCCUGACCUGCUGACAACUAGAUUGUGAAGAACACAGGACAAAGUAUUUACAACACAGUUCAUUCCUUUUUAUGGACAGGAUGCUUCAAAUGGUCACAUUUGGCCUCUAAUUCAAAACUUCCAUAUACAGAAUGUUAUCCCUCCUGGACUCUUUAAAAGAGAGUUGUCCCGCUUUCACCCCAGAAUGAAUGGCCCUGUUCUUAGGCCUGUGGUUCACUCGUAACUAGGCAGGCCCAUCUCCCUGCAAUUCUGUAAAGGGAACCCCCAAAUGUUAGCAUAAAUCCCUGCCUGAAUUGUUGUUUUUAUUUGAAUGGCUUUGCUCUGGCUGUAUAUUUGGCUUUUUAAUGUCAACCUUCCCAUGUCUAGGUAGCUUGUAAUUGGGCCAUGUGUAAAGGGACUGGGCAGAGGGACAGUGGGAGUGAGCCUGGAUGAGUUUCACCUGACAGAGGGGCUGAAGGGAAGCAGGAAGUGGGGGAAGGUCUGGGUACAGGGUACCAUUAUGAAGGGGUCAGAAAGGUCUGCUUUCUAUAUCACCAAGAGUGCCAGGCACUCCAAGGACAAACUGGCCUUAUCUUACAGAGCUCACAUUUCUUAGAGGACAAAUGAUGUUUAUAAAUAUGUAGGAUAUGUCAUUACAGAGGAUGGGAAAAGCAUAGGGUUGGGGGUCAGAGCAAGAGAAAGGAACAAGUCCUGCCAUUCUCCUUCUACUUGGCUAUUCCAUAUGGUGAGCAGACUCAGAAGACUAACAGACUCAGAAAACUGCGCAGCUGUGGGCAAUGGCACACACCUCAGUCAGUAUACUGCAAUCCUGCUAUGUAAUGAAAGUGUACAUGGCCUUGAACAGAAAAACUCCUUUGUUCUGCUUGGUUUUAAUUUAUACUGGCUACUCAAGCCUUAUUAUUUUGCAUAAUAAAUGUCUUGGUGAAAA